This is a messenger RNA of Penicillium malachiteum, 243 nucleotides long. RefSeq lists its product as uncharacterized. The record is from RefSeq and is a predicted model, not a curated record. The coding region runs from base 1 to 243 and encodes 80 amino acids. NCBI's taxonomy places the organism in Eukaryota, Fungi, Ascomycota, Eurotiomycetes, Eurotiales, Aspergillaceae. The transcript is spliced from 2 exons.
AUGCCAUCGGUUGGAUGCUCUGUGCCUUUGAGACGUUGGGACCUCGGAUAUAUUACGGCUCUGUCAUCAUCGAUACUUCGCCAGCAGAAAUAUGCGAUGCAGCCUCUGGAUCAAAUUGUUGUCAGGCGAGAUCCACGCGGCGUCAUGAAAAUAAUUCGUCAGCUGAUUGGUCAUAGCGGCUUGAAUGAAACUGAGGCCGAGGGAAGCUUCAUGAUAAGUGAGAUCUGCUGUGUCGAGGCUUGA